This is a messenger RNA of Photinus pyralis (common eastern firefly), 2147 nucleotides long. RefSeq lists its product as uncharacterized. The transcript is spliced from 5 exons. The record is from RefSeq and is a predicted model, not a curated record. The annotation marks the transcript as partial. Lineage: Eukaryota; Metazoa; Arthropoda; Insecta; Coleoptera; Lampyridae.
UAUAGUGUAGCACGCACUGACUUAUGUAAUUUGGAAAAUCGACUUGUGGCCUUGAAUGAAAACGAACCACCCCUAGAGAGUUUAAACUUUUGUUUUAGUGGUAUCGAAUGUGAGGGCGAAAUCUAUUCGUCGUCUCAAGCUACCGCUUGUGUCAAAUCAGAGUCGUCCGAAGAAGAAACAGAAGUCAUCAGCGUACGUGAGGAAAUACCUGAAAUUACAAUUUCACCACCGGAAUCUGUUAUAUCACGAAACCUUCUGGAGUCGACUUGUCCGACUCCAACUCCAAGACCUCAAACUGCCACUUCAAAAAUAUUCGCACCUCGCACGGAGGAAAUGAGUAAAGGAUUUUUAAUGUUCUCGGACGAAGAACCUGGCCUUACCAUGUUAAAAGACGAACCCGACGAUCUCACCCACCUCGCUCCAGUAGCUGGCGAUGUUUGCGUGCCGCUAGAAGACCACCCCUUCUUGACAGAUAUGCUAGACGACUUCUUAUUAAGAGAUAACUUUGGCCCACUAUUAACAGAUGAACCUACAGAUCCAUUUAUAUCAUAUAGAGACUCCUGUGAUCCUUCCCCUCAACUACUAUCACCUAACUUAUCAAAGCACUCAGAUUCUAGUAUGCAAUCAUUAAACAGCCCGGGUGGAUCAUUGGGGGAUGAAGAUCACAUGUCAACUUUCAUGACGCUACAAAUGGACGAAGAGGACCCCGAAUUAAUAAUGAAAGCACCAUACAUACCAAUGAAUAUAGGCGACGAUUUACCAUUACUCAUGUCCGAUGAUCUCAUAUGGAAUCCAAACAGUAACGAGAAAAAUAAUUCUCACAGUAAAGGACCGGAUAUUAAUUCUAGCUUAGCACAAUUAUUAUGUUCUAAUGUUAAUAAAUCUCGUAAAGUUAACGAUCAUGGAGGGGGGUUAAUUGAGGAUAAUGCACUCCACGACAUGCAAAAUAAAGAUACAAGUUGGAAGCAGAAAAAGCUAGAGCGUUCAAAUUCGAAUAAACGGUCAAACGGGUCACAAUAUAACAUUUCAAAUAAAAGGUGUAAAAGUGAUCCGGAGGAAAAAAUGUCUUCAGAAUUAUUACAACAGUUAAUGUCAAAUAAUACGCAAAGGGGUCGUCCGAAGGGAAAAAGUAAUUGGUUAUUGGAUUCUGGACAAAAAGCGACGUGUAUAAGUCAACCAAGUGAUAGUGUUUUAAUGAAUCUUUUGGAUGAACCAAUGAUCGAAAUUGACACAAGCCAAUCGCACGACACAUUAAUUGGGGGUCAGCCUCGUAUCUUCUUUAGUGGAACAUUACCAAAAUCGCCGGCGCAGACGAGAUUGAUAUCAAAGCAGUGGUCAAGAGGUUCAAUGUCACUACUCGAUCCCAACGCUCCUUCCGUUACAUCAUUCUUGGACCUAACACAGCAAGAUUUUGACGUGAACGCUCCCGUGAGUCACCUGCUGCUGCAAGGGGAGGAUCUUCUAACUGCAUUAGAAUUGAAUGGGACAUUGUAGCAUAGCACGUGUACUGAUGAGAGUUUGUAAUGUGAGCAAGUUUUAGAUUAAUUAGUAAGACAAUGUAAUUUUAUAUUAACUGGACCGGGGUGAUUUUUUAAGAAAGUACAUAUAGAGAAUUUUAAGGACGUUAAAAAAAUUUCAUAUAUAAGCAUUUAUUUUAUGUGUCAGACAUUUUAGUUUAAUAUUGUAUGAUCGUUAUGUACAAAAAUAAGUAAGUCUCAAUCAUUUCAAGCUCUCUCUUCGUUUUUUUUUAAUAGGUUGUAUAUUUUUUAUUGCAUUAUGUUUUUAGACUAAUUAUAUUAAUCUUGGAUAAGGUGUGUUUAAUAUUCUAAUCAUUUUAUAAAACUGCCAUAUUGUCGACUUAGUUUGAUUUUUGUAAUCAUAGAGUUAAGUCAUUGUAAAAACGCACUUAAUAAUAUAUCACUUGGUACUAUUUGAGAAAAUGUGCUACAUAUUAUUUUUUUCUGUUUUUAAUUAACUCCAUAUAUUUGAAUUAGUAAUAAGCAUUUAUUGGACUAGAAAUCAUUUUAUGAUUGAGCUACAGUUCUAGUGAUCAUAUUCUUAAGGACUUUUAUUGAAUGAAUUAUUAAGAAGGAGAAAUUGAAAGCAUAGUUGCGUUUCUUGGCCGGGAAAAUAUAUUGUUUAUGGGA